This is a messenger RNA of Scheffersomyces amazonensis, 1900 nucleotides long. It is a transcript of the gene CDC7, whose product is annotated as serine/threonine protein kinase. The transcript has a single exon. NCBI's taxonomy places the organism in Eukaryota, Fungi, Ascomycota, Pichiomycetes, Serinales, Debaryomycetaceae. The record is from RefSeq and is a predicted model, not a curated record. Gene Ontology annotation, biological process: protein phosphorylation; mitotic DNA damage checkpoint signaling. Gene Ontology annotation, cellular component: nucleus. The coding region runs from base 69 to 1829 and encodes 586 amino acids. Gene Ontology annotation, molecular function: ATP binding; protein serine/threonine kinase activity.
CAAGUUUUAUCGCCAAAUAUAGCGUGAUUCAAGAUUAAAAGGUACUAAUAACAAGCCCAGACAUAGUGAUGGACUUGAUGAAACUAUUGGACGACAUUCCAAAUACACAAUCGAAAAGUAUGGAAUCAAUACAGACAAGUAGUUUUAUAAUUAAGAAGAGGAAACUAUCUAGUGAUGAUCCAUUUAAUGAGAAACAUAGUCGUGAUAUUACUAUAGAUAGACAUAGAAUUUUGGGGAAAUCACCAUUUGAGAAGGAACUUACCAAUUCACCUUAUAUACGGAAUCAAAAUUUAGCUCGAGCUUCAAAUCUUAGUGGUAGUAAUUAUGGUAUAGAUAAUAGUAAUAGUGUUGUAUCUAGUGAUCCAGAAUUUAAAGCAGCAAAUAGAACAACCAUAGUAGAUUCUGAUCAUACCAAUACUAAUACUAAUACCAAUACCAAUACCAAUACCAAUACCAAUAUUAAACAAGAUAAUAAUCAUUCCACAAGAAUAAUAGAAGAAGUAGAAGUUCCAGUUAAUUAUGAAGAUGAUGAAGUACCACUAGAAACAUUAGAAGAAAUGCAUAAAUUAGAAAAGAAUUUUCCUAUAUUAUCAACAGAAUUCAGAUUAAUAGAUAAAAUUGGAGAAGGAACAUUUUCUUCAGUGUAUAGAGCAGAAGUAUUAAGUGGUCAUAUAAAAUUAGGGUCAGAUAUGUGGAAAUCUCCUCCAUUGAAAAAGUCUAAAAAGGUUUUAUUACCUUCAAAAAAGAAGAAUCCUAUAGUUGCAUUAAAACAAAUUUAUGUUACUUCAUCACCCAAUAGAAUUCAUAAUGAAUUAAGUUUAUUAUAUGAAUUAACUGGAAAUACUCAUGUUGCACCAUUAUUAGAUGUUUUAAGAUAUCAAGAUCAAGUAUUAGCAAUUUUACCAUAUUAUCAACAUGCAGAUUUUCGAGAUUUUUAUAGAGAUUUACCAAUAAAGGGGAUUAAAAAAUAUUUAAAAGAACUUUUUGAAGCAUUAAAUUAUGUUCAUGAUAAAGAUAUAAUUCAUCGAGAUUUAAAACCAACUAAUUUUUUAUAUGAUCCAUUUAAAGGUAAGGGAGUACUUGUUGAUUUUGGAUUAGCAGAAAAAUUAAAUAUUCAUAAUAAAGUAAAUAAUCAUUGUCCAUGUCUUAAUAAGGAUAAAUUAAUAAUUAAUAAGAAUCAUUCAAAAAGAUUAAAUAUUAAAGCUGCUUAUCCUAAAUCCGAUAAUAGAGCUCCAAGAAGAGCUAAUAGAGCAGGAACAAGAGGAUUUAGAGCUCCUGAAGUAUUAUUAAAAUGUACAAAUCAAACAACAAAAAUAGAUAUUUGGUCAGCUGGAGUUAUUGGAUUUUCAUUAUUAUCAAGAAAAUUCCCCUUAUUUAAUUCACCUGAUGAUACUGAUGCAUUAUUAGAAUUAGCUAUAGUAUUUGGAUUAGAUAAAUUACAAAAAUGUGCAGAAUUACAUGGAUGUGGAUUAGAAAUUAAUUUAACAAAUGGAAAUAUAACUAAUGGGAAUUUAAUUCAACUUUUACAUGAUAUGUUAAUUUAUGAAGUUAAUAAUGAAUGUUUCCCAAUUGAUAGUGUUGUAUAUGAUACUAUUAAAUUAUUUAAUUCUCAAGGUGAUUCAUUUGUUAAACCAAUUGCUGAUAAUAAUAUUGAUUCAGAAGAAUAUAAAAGGAAUCUUGAAGAUUAUAGAGAUCAUAAACAAAUGAUGGAAGUAUUAAGUGGAUGUUUUAAGAUGGAUCCUUCAAAAAGAUUAUCUGCUAGAUCAUUAUUGAAAUUACCCUUCUUUCAAGAACUUUCUACAACUCAAGAUGAAGUGGUUCUUCUCUGAUUUAAUCUAAUUUAAUUUAAUUUAUCUAAUCUAAUCUAAUCUAAUCUAAUCUAAUCUAAUCUAAUCUAAUC